This is a messenger RNA of Lemur catta (Ring-tailed lemur), 2377 nucleotides long. RefSeq names its product N-acetylneuraminic acid phosphatase (gene NANP). Lineage: Eukaryota; Metazoa; Chordata; Mammalia; Primates; Lemuridae. The transcript is spliced from 2 exons. The coding region runs from base 56 to 802 and encodes 248 amino acids. The record is from RefSeq and is a predicted model, not a curated record. Gene Ontology annotation, molecular function: hydrolase activity.
CACGCAUGCGCGGGCGCUGUCUGCGAGGUGGCGGGUAUCGCGGGCGGCCAGCGCGAUGGGGUUGAGCCGCGUGCGAGCGGUUUUCUUUGACCUGGACAACACGCUCAUCGACACGGCCGGGGCGAGCAGGAGAGGCAUGUUAGAGGUGAUAAAGCUCUUACAAUCAAAAUACCAUUAUAAAGAAGAGGCUGAAAUCAUCUGUGAUAAAGUUCAAGUUAAACUCAGCAAGGAAUGUUUUCAUCCUUACAACACGUGCAUUACUGACCUAAGGACUGCACACUGGGAAGAAGCAAUCCAGGAAACAAAAGGUGGUACAGCCAAUAGGAAAUUGGCUGAAGAAUGUUAUUUCCUGUGGAAAUCUACCCGUUUACAGCAUAUGACACUAGCAGAAGAUGUCAAAGCCAUGCUCACUGAACUUCGAAAGGAGGUCCGCCUACUUUUAUUAACAAAUGGGGACAGACAGACCCAGAGGGAGAAGAUCGAAGCUUGUGCUUGUCAGUCCUAUUUUGACGCUGUUGUCAUAGGUGGAGAGCAGAGAGAGGAGAAGCCAGCACCGUCCAUAUUUUAUUACUGCUGCAAUCUCCUCGGGGUACAGCCUGGGGACUGUGUGAUGGUUGGUGACACGUUAGAAACCGACAUACAAGGAGGCCUCAACGCAGGGUUGAAAGCAACAGUCUGGAUCAAUAAAAAUGGAAUAGUGCCGCUGAAGUCUUCCCCUGUUCCACAUUAUAUAGUUUCUUCUGUGCUAGAGUUACCUGCUCUUUUACAAACUAUAGACCGCAAAGUCAGUAUAUCUACUUAAGGCACAUAAAAGGGCCUGAUUAUGAAUGUUAGCGUCAACUUGCAGAGUUUGAACUAAACAAAGUUAGGGCAUUCCACUUACUAUGGUCCAGUUCUAAGAAUAAUUUUAUUUAUGAUUUAGUAGCCAGUAUUAUGAAAGUCCUCCCAACCCUGUGGCUUUUAAGUUUUGACAACCAACCAUUGACUGGUAUUUAAAUCUGAAAAUUCAGAUUGCAUUAAUACAAGUCAGUAAUGUAGCCCAGAAAACUUGAAGAAAUAUAUUAUUUGUUAGUCUGUGACUAGAGAUUUUUAAAAACUAUUUCAUUGAUCUUUUCGUAUCUUGGCUUUGUGAUACCAAGCAGGAUAGUUUACAUGUGGAUGCACAAAUGUAAGUUUUAUGUUCUGGCUGGAAAAUAGAUAUUUUUAAAAAAUAGAUAUUCUAAAACAUAAUAGAAAUUUAUCAGAGCAAUUGGGUCUCGUUAAUAUGAAAUAGGUACUAAGUCACAUGCAAAUCAAGGCAUUUCAUAGUGAAAAUAUUUUGCAUGUUUUUUCAAACCAUAUUUUUACCUGCUUUGGGUAUAUACUUUCUUUUCUAUUAGGAAUCUGAUUUUUCUGCAUGACCUUUUUGUGGGGGGUCUAGGGGCAAUUUUUCUGUGGUGUAUACAUGACAAAUGGUCCUGCAGUUUAAAAAGCUGUUAAAAUCAACCUGUGGUGCUCCUUUACCAUGACAUUUUCACAGCUUUCCGCAGUGAGCUUGUAGCUUCCUUGUAGUCUUUACCUCUUGUGGAAAUAUUUUGACUGUCUUCUCCCAGACACACAAUGGCGUUGAGGGAACUACAGUGUCUUGCUGGGGAUAAGUAUAAGCCACAUGGCACCAAAAGUCGUUUUCUUCCUGUGGGAUCCAUAAGAGGACAGUUGCCUCAGUGUGGCCGACCCAUGCAGCCCCCCAUCUAUUUUCUACUGACUCAGUAGUUUCACCUAUUAGAUGAACCUAAUAGAAAAUUAGGUUUUGCUAUGAGCCAUUACCAGGGUGCCAUUUUAGUACUUGAGUGACUCUUCUUGGAGUCACCAUCUGCCUUAAGUCUCUUGUUUUUCACAUUUUUAGAAAUAUGUCAUUUCACCAAUUUGGAUAUCUAAUUCAGGGUUCACUUGGAGCUUAAUGGCUCCAUAGCAAGGUAUCGGCUUGCAACCAGAAAAUUUUCCCUAGACCAUUAGGCUACACAGUCUCAUGAUUAUACUAACCAACCUUGAAGUAAAGUCAUUAAGGGAUAAAAGUGGUUAUUAAAGUGGCUAAUAAAGGAAGUAUGAUUUGGGUUUUUUGCUAGGUUUUUUUUUUUUUUUUUUAAACUUGUAUAAGAAACUACUAUUGUAAAGCGUCAGACUAUUUUGGGUAUGUAUAGCUAUGUCUUCAAGAUUUGUACUCAGAAUCAAAUUCUAGAUUGUACCCUCUAUGAACCUAUUUCUUUAGCCAGUUGUUUUCUGUCUACUACUAAGAAACAAGAUUCUGUGCCUUGUGCAAAUGCCCUUUUGUAUUUACUGCUUACUCUUAAUUUUUUUUUUUUUUUUUUUGAGACAGAGUCUCACUCUGUUGCCCGGG